AUGUAUCAUUUGAAAAGAUUACUAUUUUUCUUUUUAACAAUUCUAGUUAAUAUUAAUUAUUUAUACUCUCUUCAAGAUUCAAGUAAUUUUAAUUCAAUUAAUUCUAAAACUUUUCAACAAAAUGAUUUAUUAACUUCUGAAAAUAAAGGAAAUUAUAAUGUAGAAAGACAAAAAAGGCAAUCCGGUAGAGGUGGAAGAAUUAUUAGACCUCCAGUUCAAAGAAGGCCACCACAACAGAGACCACAAUUCCAAAGAAUACAACAACAAAGAAAUGCUCAACGACAACAAAGAGCACAGGAACUAAGAAGAUUAGAACAACAAAUAAGACAACUUCAACAACAAUUGUAUCAACAAAAACAAAGAAUAUUAGAAAGACAACGUCAAGAACGUGAAAGAAGACGAAAAGAAGCCAUAGAAAGAAUUAGAAAAGAAGAAGAAAGAAGGCGUCAAACAACAACAACAACAACUACUACUACUACUACUGUAAAACCUGAAGAAGAAUAUUAUUCUGGUGAAUAUGAGGAACCUAAUUAUGAAGAUUACAAUCAAAUGGGAGAUGAUCAAUCAGGUAGUCAAGAAUAUGAUCUUGAAAUGGAUUUAAAAAGUCAAGGAGACAUGAGAGUUGCUGAAUCUUUUACGGAAAAGUGA
Molecule: messenger RNA, 648 nt
Organism: Strongyloides ratti
Lineage: Eukaryota; Metazoa; Nematoda; Chromadorea; Rhabditida; Strongyloididae
Exons: 2
Coding region: 1-648 (215 amino acids)
Source: RefSeq, a predicted model, not a curated record